Oryza brachyantha (malo sina) is the source of this 2824-nucleotide messenger RNA. RefSeq names its product probable mediator of RNA polymerase II transcription subunit 26b. The transcript is spliced from 9 exons. Lineage: Eukaryota; Viridiplantae; Streptophyta; Magnoliopsida; Poales; Poaceae. Bases 824 to 2413 code for a protein of 529 amino acids. The record is from RefSeq and is a predicted model, not a curated record. Gene Ontology annotation, cellular component: nucleus.
GGCACCAAGAAAAGCUGCGGCCUUGCGAGUUGCGAUUGCGAGGGCGGAAGGGGAAAGGAAGGAGUGAGGGAGGCGGUGACGCGAGUUUGUUACCGCUGGAGCAUGGGGGCCGCCAUGGCGGUGUGUGCGUGUGGGGGAGAAGGGGAAUAGUAGUAGUAGUAGGAGGAGGAGGAGUAGUUGUUUGGUAGUUGCGUAGUUCUCGUGGGCUUGCGUGCCCUGCCACCCGCGUCCCUAUCCAACCCCCUCGUUGCCCCUGGCAUUCUUUCUUUCUUCCUUCCUCCUUGCCCCCCCGCACGCCUAGUCGCGCUGUGCCUUCCUCCCGCGCCGUCGUCUUCCUCCUCCUCCUCCUCCCGCGACGCGACGGCCAGAUAAGAUUUGGUUUAGGAGGAGGAGCUGCUUGCCUGCCUGGCUGUUUCUUGUUGAGAUCGUCAAGAAAGGAACAGGAAGGAAAAGAGAAAAAAUUGAUUUCUUUCCAUUUUUUUUCCUGCUCUCCCUUCUUGAUUGAUUCUUGCCGAGGUGAUUCGUUGUUGGCGCUGCGUAUUCCUGGUUGGUUUUGCGGUGCCCCGGGGAAUUUCGCUUUCACGGGUUGGGGAUUCCGCUCGGGAAGGGCAUCUGAUUCGCGAUCGGGUUGGAUUAGAUUCUUUGGUGCAACGUAAUCUGAUAAGAACAGAGUGGGGGGAAAAAAAUUAAGAUUGGGAGGAAGAGGAGGAGGUGAUUGGGAGGGGGGCAUCGAUUCUUGGCUGUGCCGUGCGCGGCGUCGGGAAUCGGGGCGGAGGUGAGACCGAUCUCGGCGGGGGUGGGCGUGGCCGUGCCCGCCGCGGCGAUGGCCGACCGGCUGGAUCGGUGGCGCGAGCUCUUCCGUGGGGCCGCCGGCUCCGCCGGAAUCUGCGACGUGAUCGAGAACGCCAUCCUCGUCGCCGCCGCCGACGCGCCGCAGGAGCUCCUGCGCCGCCGCGACCGCAUCUGCGAGAUUCUCUUCACCGCGCCACGCGCCCCGCCGCCCUGCCACCACGGGUGCGGCAGCGCCACCACCCCGACCCCGGCCACGCCCGUGGAGGAGGACAAGGGCAGCGUGCGCCGCGUCCCCGAGAAGCAGAGCAAGGUGGACAGCAGCAGCAACGGCGCCCUCGGUGGGGGCCGCCGUGACGGCCAGGACGAAGACUCUGACUCUGACUCCGACGACGAACGCCUCCGCCGCGCUGCAGCGAGCAACUACGGCCAUAACUACGAUGAUGACGAGGAGGAUGAGGAGGAGCAGCAGGACGCGGCGGCAGAAGAGGAAGAACAAGAGGAGGACCCUGAGACCGUGGAGCUUGAGGCACUCACCAACGAGAUCGACGAGGAGUCUCAGGUCGUCGGGGAGGUACUCCGAAUCAAAGACCUCUUCUUGCACAAGGAGGAUCACUCGGAUGCUACUCUGUUCGAAUCGCUGAGGAGGUUGCAGUUGAUGCAAUUGUCGGUUUCCACGCUGAAGGCUACUGAAAUCGGGAGAGCUGUUAACGGGCUGCGGAAGCACAACUCACAGCAGAUUCGUCACCUUGUCCGCACUCUCAUUGAAGGUUGGAAAGUUUUGGUUGAUGAGUGGGUUAGCACUACAAAUGUUGCCCUUACAGACAACUCCCCGGGCUCUUCAAAAACAUCUGUUGUGGAUGAUGUUGAUGAUGAAGGGCUUCCUUCUCCACCUCUGGAUGAAGGGGCGUUCUUUGCACCCCAGACCACUGCUAUUCAACUCUCUGAGUUCUUUGAUGAAAUGGAUGAAGAUGGAAACUUGAGACAUAACAACGAUGGGAGCCUUGGAAAUAAGAGAGAAAAUAAUGUAAGGAGACCUACAAGCCAUCCAGGUUUGGCAAAGCAAGAGCCUCCCCGUAACAUGGGAGCUGUUGAAAAAGUUCAAUCCAGGAAGCCAGAAUUGCCAAGGCAAGAGCCAUCAUCGAGGCAACCUAACCCACAAAUCCCUCAAAAUUCAAGUUUGCAAGUCAGACACCAGGCCAUGCUCAACAGGCAAUCUAGACCAUUGAGUUCUGAAUCUGGACCUGGGAGACCAUUAAGGGCAGCUCCUCAGCAGAAACCCAUUCCUGAGAUGAAAUCUAGAGUGGCUCGAGAACAGUUUGCUGUUGAAAGAAAACCUGCAGCAAGCCUUGUGAAUAAAUCAAGGCUUCCUGCACAACCUUCGACAGGAGUCAAGCUAGAGUCGGCAAAGCCGAAGAUCUAUGAUAGUUUGGAAAGCAAUGGUAGGCUGGAAGCAGCAAAGAGGAGGCUUCAGGAGCGCUACCAGGAAGCUGAAAAUGCGAAAAAGCAACGCACUAUACAAGUAAUGGAGCUGGGUGACAUACCAAAGCCUAAGCAUCAAAAUAGACAAGCUAUGUUGAAGUCAAGGAAUCACAUUAGAAGUUGGGCAAAUGGUCGGCGAUAAUUCUGCUAUGAAUUUUUUCCCCCUCAUCUAAUGAAUUAUUACCAUGCCUGGCUGGUCAGAACGCAUAUGCAUGCUGAUUUGAAACAGCUGAACUUAGUUCCCAGGGCUAGAAACAGACUUUUUUUUGAACAUAUAAACACCUCUGAUGGGUGGUUUCUUUGAAGAUGCAAGAGUUGCACUGGAUGCAAUCCAAGCAUUCCAAUAAGUAACUUCUUGCAUUUGGGAGAGUUUAGUCAUGUCUGGUUAGUAGGAGAGGGAGCAUGUAGUUCGACCUGCACCGCCUGGUUACUUUCUUCUUUUUCUUCAAAGGAAGUUGUAGAUACUCAGAUAGAAUAAUCGUCAAACAUUUCCGUACAUUCUAUCUGUCCUCAACUUUUACAUGGAUUUAUUCACUGAAACAUUCACAGCUCA